UGGUGGAUGGAGUGAUUUUGGAGAUGUCAGGUGGUUCGGUGGAUGCAGUGUAACUUGUGGAGCUGGAAUGGAAAACGGGUUAAGUACAAGAAAAUGCAACAAUCCUACCCCACAGCAUGGCGGAAAACAGUGCGUUGGGUCUUCGAACAGAACAGAAAGUAAACCAUGUAGACUUAAGGAAUGUCCAAUUGAUGGUGAAUGGUCAGAAUAUGGAAAUUUUAAUGAAUGGUCAGCUUGCAGUGUUACCUGUGGGAACGGUUCAAAAACGCACGAAAGAACAAGAUCCUGCACGAAGCCAGAACCCCAGUUUGGAGGGAAAGAUUGCGAAGGAAGUGAAGUAGAUAUUCAAACGGAAUCAUGUGACAUGUUGGACUGUCCAGUUGAUGGUGAAUGGUCAGAAUAUGGAAAUUUUAAUGAAUGGUCAGCUUGCAGUGUUACCUGUGGGAACGGUACAAAAUCGCACGAAAGAACAAGAUCCUGCACGAAGCCAGAACCCCAGUUUGGAGGGAAAGAUUGCGAAGGAAGUGAAGUAGAUAUUCAAACGGAGUCAUGCGACAUGUUGGACUGUCCAGUUGAUGGUGAAUGGUCAGAAUAUGGAAAUUUUAAUGAAUGGUCAGCUUGCAGUGUUACCUGUGGGAACGGUACAAAAUCGCACGAAAGAACAAGAUCCUGCACGAAGCCAGAACCCCAGUUUGGAGGGAAAGAUUGCGAAGGAAGUGAAGUAGAUAUUCAAACGGAGUCAUGUGACAUGUUGGACUGUCCAGUUGAUGGUGAAUGGUCAGAAUAUGGAAAUUUUAAUGAAUGGUCAGCUUGCAGUGUUACCUGUGGGAACGGUACAAAAUCGCACGAAAGAACAAGAUCCUGCACGAAGCCAGAACCCCAGUUUGGAGGGAAAGAUUGCGAAGGAAGUGAAGUAGAUAUUCAAACGGAGUCAUGUGACAUGUUGGACUGUCCAGAAUUUGAGUGUACAAGUGAUGGUCUUUUUGCCGACCCAAAAGACUGUACCAAAUUUAUUCAGUGUGCUAACAAUAUCAAGUAUGAAAUGUCAUGUCCACUAACAACUCAUUGGGAACAAACAAAAGGCUACUGUGUCCAUGGUGACGACUGUAAUUAGUGAGAAUUGAACUGACGGAGGACUUUGAAAAAAGCUUUCAUGGAAGAUUUUUCCUCUUACACUGUUAUAAUCAGAACAUUUCAGUGACAUCAUUGUCACACAAUCGUCAAUGUGUAUCAGAGAAAUUUGGAGAUUCUCAUAGCAUAAUUCAUGUUCAAAAAUCUUACUUUAUUAUUAUUAGAUAUAUUCUACAUCA
Mytilus californianus (California mussel) is the source of this 1310-nucleotide messenger RNA. Its product is annotated as coadhesin-like. The transcript is spliced from 7 exons. The record is from RefSeq and is a predicted model, not a curated record. Lineage: Eukaryota; Metazoa; Mollusca; Bivalvia; Mytilida; Mytilidae. Gene Ontology annotation, molecular function: chitin binding. Gene Ontology annotation, cellular component: extracellular region. Bases 68 to 1114 code for a protein of 348 amino acids.